This is a messenger RNA of Elaeis guineensis (African oil palm), 1891 nucleotides long. Its product is annotated as hydroxymethylglutaryl-CoA synthase. Gene Ontology annotation, biological process: acetyl-CoA metabolic process. Gene Ontology annotation, molecular function: hydroxymethylglutaryl-CoA synthase activity. The record is from RefSeq and is a predicted model, not a curated record. NCBI's taxonomy places the organism in Eukaryota, Viridiplantae, Streptophyta, Magnoliopsida, Arecales, Arecaceae.
AUGGAGGAGGGUAUGGAGGAGGAUGGCUAUAUAAAGGGAGAAGCGUGAUCUCUGGGGCGUCGCUUUGCCAAGGCCGAGCACACGAGAGGGGCGUCUGCCUUUGUCUCUCCGGGCCCUUCGCAUCAAGGAGGAGAAGGAAGGAAGGGGGGUGAGAGACCAAAAACGAUCGAAGGUUUUGGAUUUGGAGAGGAAGAGAUGGAGGGGAGAAAGGAUGUGGGAAUUCUCGCCAUGGAUAUCUACUUCCCUCCCACUUCCGUUCAACAGGAAGAACUUGAGGCUUAUGAUGGGGCAAGCAAGGGAAAGUACACCAUUGGACUUGGGCAAGAUUGCAUGGCCUUCUGCACAGAACUCGAAGAUGUGAUAUCCAUGAGCUUGACAGUCAUUACAUCCCUCCUGGAGAAGUAUCAGAUUGAUCCAAAACAAAUUGGUCGCCUAGAAGUUGGUAGUGAGACAGUGAUAGACAAGAGUAAGUCUAUCAAGACCUGGUUGAUGCAAAUCUUUGAGGAAUGUGGUAACACUGAUGUUGAAGGAGUUGACUCGACAAAUGCAUGUUAUGGGGGAACAGCUGCUCUCUUUAACUGUGUCAAUUGGGUGGAGAGUAGCUCUUGGGAUGGGCGAUAUGGAGUUGUUGUUUGCACAGACAGUGCGGUUUACGCAGAAGGGCCCGCUCGGCCUACUGGGGGUGCAGGUGCUAUUGCGAUGCUGAUUGGACCAAAUGCUCCCAUUUCUUUCGAAAGUAAAUACAGGGGAACUCACAUGACUCAUGUUUAUGACUUUUACAAGCCCAACCUUGCAAGCGAAUAUCCGGUUGUUGACGGAAAGCUAUCACAGACAUGCUAUCUCAUGGCACUUGAUUCAUGUUACAAACAUUUUUGUAGCAAGUAUGAAAAGUUUGAGGGAAAGCAAUUUUCAAUUUCUGAUGCAGACUAUUUUGUUUUCCAUUCUCCAUAUAACAAGCUUGUACAGAAAAGUUUUGCUCGUCUCUACUUUAAUGACUUCUUACGCAGUGCAAGUUCUGUUGAGAAGGAUGGAAGGGAAAAGCUGGAGCCUUUUUCAACCUUGACUGGUGAUGAAAGCUAUCAGAAUCGUGAGCUUGAAAAGACCUCUCAGCAAGUUGCAAAGCACUUAUAUGAUGAAAAGGUUCAACCAUCUACUUUGCUACCAAAACAGAUUGGGAACAUGUACACUGCAUCUAUUUAUGCUGCAUUUGCAUCUCUUCUUCAUAACAAGCAUAGCACUCUGGUGAACCAACGGGUUGUGAUGUUCUCAUAUGGUAGUGGCCUUUCUUCCACAAUGUUCUCCUUCAAACUUCAGGAGGGUCAACAUCCCUUCAGCCUAUCAAACAUUGCUGCUGUGCUGAAUGUAUCAGAGAAGCUGAAGGCAAGACAUGUGUUUACACCUGAGAAGUUUGUCGAAACAUUGAAGUUGAUGGAGCACCGAUAUGGAGCCAAGGAUUUUGUGACAAGCAAAGACACAAGCUUGUUGUCUCCUGGAACAUUCUAUCUCACAAAUGUUGAUCAUAUGUAUCGGAGGUACUAUGUGAAGAAGAGUGCUGAGGGCAUGACGAAUGGGAAAACUGCAGAGUGCAACAAUCAGUCACUAGCCAAUGGCUACUGAAGAUAUAUGCCUCCUCAAUUCAUGGAGGCAUGGCUAUUAAAUAAUCAUUGAUGUUAUUGCUGUCCCCGUUCUUUCUAAAUGUCGAGCCAACGGGCUUAGCAUGCCUUAUUAAAAGCAGGUGCUUAUUUUAUUGGUGCCCAUGAAUCUUGUAUUUGAGCUAAUCUAUAAUUUCUUCGAGAUUUCUUGGUCUUUCUAGUACUCUGUUGAUCUUACCACCUUGGGGGUUUGAACCACAACGCAAUUAUAUUUGAAAUUUUCGUAAAUUAGACUUUUC